Messenger RNA from Hyaena hyaena (striped hyena), 2170 nucleotides. It is a transcript of the gene HTRA4, whose product is annotated as HtrA serine peptidase 4. The record is from RefSeq and is a predicted model, not a curated record. Gene Ontology annotation, molecular function: serine-type endopeptidase activity; protein binding. Gene Ontology annotation, biological process: proteolysis; programmed cell death; positive regulation of apoptotic process. Lineage: Eukaryota; Metazoa; Chordata; Mammalia; Carnivora; Hyaenidae. Gene Ontology annotation, cellular component: extracellular region. The coding region runs from base 1 to 1446 and encodes 481 amino acids. The transcript has 9 exons.
AUGACUAGAUCUCUGCUGCGGCCCGCGGCGCUCGGACGACAACUGCUGUGGCUGCUGCUGCUCCCAGUGCUUGUGCCCGGGGUCGAAGCUAGGAGGUCUAGGCCCCCGCUGCCCUGUCCCGCGGCCUGCGAGCCGACGCGCUGUCCCCCGCUGCCCACCUGCUCGGCCGGGAUGACGCCGGUGCUCGACCGCUGCCGCUGCUGCCGCGUCUGCGCGGCGGCCGAGGGCGAGGCCUGCGGCGGGGCGCUGGGACGGCGGUGCGCCCCGGGGCUGCAGUGCCGCGCGCCGCCCAGCGCCCCGCGCCUCGGCGGCGCCCGGACGGGCACGUGCGGCUGCCCGGCGGCGGGGGCGGCGGUGUGCGGCAGCGACGGCCGCACCUACCCCAGCCUGUGCGCGCUGCGCGCCGAGAACCGCGCCGCGCGCCUCCGGGGCGCGCUCCCGGCCGUGCCCGUGCUGAAGGGCGACUGCGCGGAUCGAGGGGCCAGGAGUGUAGGCGGGCUCAGGAGCAAGUACAACUUCAUCGCCGCCGUGGUGGAGAAGGUGGCGCCCUCCGUGGUUCACUUGCAGCUGUUUCGCAGGUCACCUCUUAGCAGCAAGAAUAUUCCUGCAUCCAGUGGCUCUGGGUUCAUAGUGUCUGAGGAUGGGCUCAUUGUUACCAGUGCCCACGUCGUCACCAACCAGCAGCGGAUCCAAGUGGAGCUCCAGAGUGGGGUCCCGUUUGAAGCCACUGUCAAGGAUAUUGACCAUAAAUUGGAUCUUGCGCUGAUUAAGAUUGAGCCAAAUACUGACCUUCCAGUAUUGCUGCUGGGAAGGUCAUCUGACCUGCAGGCUGGAGAGUUCGUGGUGGCCUUGGGCAGCCCAUUUUCUCUGCAGAACACGGUGACCGCAGGAAUUGUCAGCACUACACAGAGAGGGGGCAGAGAGCUGGGGCUGAAGUAUUCGGACAUGGACUAUAUCCAGACUGAUGCCAUAAUUAAUCACGGGAAUUCUGGGGGCCCUCUGGUGAACUUGGAUGGUGAUGUGAUUGGCAUAAACACACUCAAGGUGACCGCAGGAAUCUCCUUUGCAAUUCCCUCAGAUCGAAUUCGACAGUUCUUGGCAGAAUUCCAUGAGCGCCAGCUGAAAGGAAAGGCUCUUUCACAGAAGAAAUAUCUCGGUCUGCGAAUGCUGCCUCUUACUAUGAACCUUCUUCAAGAGCUGAAAAGGCAAGAUUCAGAUUUCCCUGAUGUGAGUUCUGGAGUUUUCGUGUAUGAGGUGAUUCAAGGAACAGCUGCUGAAAGCUCUGGGUUGAGAGACCACGAUGUAAUUGUCAGCAUAAAUGGGCAGCCUGUUACCACCACAACCGAUGUUAUUGAAGCUGUUAAGGACAAUGAUUUCCUUUCCAUCAUGGUUCGUCGGGGAAGUCAAACUUUGAUCCUGACAGUCACACCUGAAAUAAUCAAUUAAGUAUCUUGUCUUAAAGAGAAAUUAUCUAACAAAACCAAAGCUACAUUGCCUGGUUUGUAUUGAGAUGUGCCAAAGAUGGCAUGGAGUUUUAGGGUCUCUUACAAUGAAAAAUGAAUGCUUUAAAACACAAACACACAUACACACUCAGGGACCUUUUGGUUGGGGUGCUCUACUGUUGCUAAGAAGCCUUACUAAAGCAAGUGAAGGACAGGGUGCCGGGAAGUCUGGGAACUGAUAACAUUUUAUUUAAACAUAGGAAACAACUGAAAAACAGGCACAGUUUCUAAUUUAACUUCGACAGAAGGACCCUUUAGGAUUUUAAAACUUCUCUAUAGCUACACACUGGAUAUAACACAAACAUACACGCACACACACAUCAAAUAUGAAGAAACUACCGGAACCCAGAGUGCAAAGGAAAUCAAAUAGUUAAUAAUACUCCUUUUCUCAAGUUUUUCGGGUCAUAUCAUAUUUGGCCAGGGUUUGUAGACGCAGAGGAUGGGCAUCAUUUGCAAGUCAAAUUGACACAACUGCAGACUGUCACAGAGGAAUAUUAAAGAUCCUCAUGAUCACCCUGCAGUGGUCUUCAAAAGCUUUUCUGUGAGAAGGGCUUCUUUUAUGAGACAGAUACUUCAGUAACUUACAGAUUUUUACCUUUUUACCCAAGCUCAUCCUCCUGGCAACAUUAAUGAUUUUGAGUCUUAAAGUUGCCAAAGUGGUGUUUUUU